GGGCUACAAGUCUGGCAGGAGAGAGCACCCCACAGCACCUGACUGGGGCAGCCUUCCCAAGAAGAUGCCACUGUUCCUGUUCCUGGUGGCCUUUCUUCUACCCCCUGGGGCUGGGGCAGGGGACAUCAUCGGAGGCCGAGAGGCCAGGCCUCAUUCCCGCCCCUACAUGGCGUAUCUCCAAAUCCGGUCUCCAAACGGCGGCUCCAGUGCUUGCGGGGGUUUCCUGGUGAGAGAAGACUUUGUGCUGACCGCAGCUCACUGCUGGGGAAGCCGGAUCGCCGUGACCCUGGGAGCCCACGAUGUCGGGAGGCGGGAAAGAGUCCAGCAGCGCACCACUGCACGCAGGGCCAUCCGACACCCCAGAUACAAUCCCCAGACCACAGCGAACGACAUCAUGCUACUGCAGCUGGCCGACAGAAUGAGGCGCACGCGCCAGGUGAGGCCGGUGCCGCUGCCUCGGGCGCAGGCCGGGGUGAGACCCGGGGCCACGUGCACGGUGGCGGGCUGGGGCCGGUUGGGCCUCAACAGGAGAACGAACAAACUCCAUGAGGUGCAGCUGACCGUGCAGAACAAUUCGAGGUGCUCCCGUCGCUUCAAUUUCUUCAACGGCCAAACGCAGAUUUGUGUGGGAAACCCAAGGGCCGGGAAGUCCGCCUUCUUGGGCGACUCCGGAGGCCCCCUGGUGUGUAACGGCGUGGCCCAGGGCAUUGUCUCCUAUGGAGAUAGGAGGGGGACUCCUCCAGCAGUCUUCACCAGGAUUUCGGCCUUCAUGCCCUGGGUAAGGAGAACAAUGAGACGCUUCCAACAGCAGUGCCAGCCCUAGACCCAGCUGUGACUGACUGCUCUGGGGCGGCUGCCGGGGUGGGUGCCAGAGCCUUAAUAAAUGUCCAUGUCUAGGAUGGAAAUAACUGA
Molecule: messenger RNA, 912 nt
Organism: Canis lupus familiaris (dog)
Lineage: Eukaryota; Metazoa; Chordata; Mammalia; Carnivora; Canidae
Gene: CTSG
Product: cathepsin G
Exons: 5
Coding region: 65-823 (252 amino acids)
Biological process (GO): proteolysis
Cellular component (GO): intracellular membrane-bounded organelle; cytoplasm
Molecular function (GO): serine-type endopeptidase activity
Source: RefSeq, a predicted model, not a curated record